AUGAGCAGAACCGAGGCCGAUCUUGCGGUUAAUAUUCGCAAGGCGACGAGUAUUGAGGAAACCGCACCGAAGAGAAAGCAUGUGCGAAGCUGUAUUGUGUAUACAUGGGACCAUAAAUCUUCAACCGCCUUUUGGGCGGGUAUGAAAGUACAACCGAUCCUUGCAGACGAAGUGCAGACUUUCAAGGCCCUCAUUACGAUACACAAAGUCCUCCAGGAGGGUCAUCCGAUUGCGAUUCGCGAGGCGCAGACGCAUGUCAAUUGGCUUGAUAGUUUGAUGAGAGGCGUGGCCGGGGAGGGGCUGCGAGGAUACGGUCCGUUGAUUCAUGACUAUGUUAUGUUCCUGGAGUCGAAGCUCCACUUCCAUCGCAAUCAUCCCGAGUUCAACGGUCUCUUUGAAUAUGAGGAAUAUAUUAGUCUAAAGACUAUCAAUGAUCCGAAUGAGGGUUACGAGGCUAUUAUGGAUCUUAUGAACCUCCAAGACCAGAUCGACUCGUUCCAGAAAUUGAUCUUUUCUCAUUUCCAGAAUGGAACAAACAACGAGUGUAGGAUAUCUGCCUUGGUGCCUCUGGUCCAGGAGAGCUACGGAAUUUAUAAGUUUAUCACCAGUAUGCUGCGAGCAAUGCACUCAUCAACUGGUGAUGAUGAGGCCCUCGAGCCGCUCCGCAGUCGUUAUGAUGCCCAACACCACCGACUUGUCCGAUUCUACUACGAAUGUUCAAACCUGCGCUAUCUCACAAGCUUGAUUACCGUACCCAAGCUCCCACAAGAUCCUCCUAGCUUAUUGUCCGAAGACGAUGAACAACGACCAGCACUUCCGAAGCGACCAACGAACGAAGUUGAGCGCGAACCUUCACCACCUCCUAAAGCCGCUGCUCCGGAACCAGAACCGAUCAACGACUUUUGGAACGCCGAGGCCAGACGUCAGCAGGAGGAGUUUGAGGCAGAGCAACGACGGCUACAGCAGCAAUGGGAAGACCAGCAACGCCAACAAAUGCAGGCCCAACAGCAAGCGCAGCGCGACUUUGAGGAGCAGCAGAGGCUUCAAGCGGAACAACAACGGCUUGCUCAAGAGGCGCUUCUCCGUGACCAGUAUGCGCAGCACACUCAGGGUCGAAUGGCAGAGUUGGAGCAGGAGAAUCUCAACGCUCGGGCACAGUACGAGCGUGACCAGCUCUUGCUUCAGCAAUAUGAUAAGCGAAUGAAAGAUCUCGAGGAGCAGCUGAACAACCUCAACGGCAACUUUAACCUUCAGAUGAAUUCCAAGGACGACCAGAUCAAGGCACUCCAGGAACAAGUCAACACAUGGCGCUCCAAGUACGAGGCUUUGGCCAAGUUGUAUUCGCAACUACGACAAGAACAUCUUGACCUGCUGCAAACUACCAAGGCUCUUAAGCUAAAGGCUGCAUCUGCUCAAGAAGCCAUUGACAAGCGCGAGAAACUCGAACGUGAAAUGAAGACGAAGAACCUAGAGCUUGCGGAUAUGAUCAGAGAGCGUGACCGUGCCUUGCAUGACCGUGAUCGUUUGACUGGUACCAACAAGGAGGAGUUGGAGAAAUUAAAGCGCGAGUUGCGGCUUGCUAUUGAGCGUGCAGAGAAUGCAGAGAGACAAAAGGGAUCGGAGAUCUCGUCCAUGCUCUCCAAGUACAAUCGUGAGAUGGCGGAUCUCGAGGAGGCAUUACGCAAUAAAACUCGUGCUUUGGAAGAAUAUACCUCCAAGCGCGGCGAGCUUAGUGAAGAUCACGAACUUGCCCUGCGUGAGAAGGACGAGGAGAUUGAAGUGUACAAGUCUGGCAUGGAGCAAGCUUUGAUGGAACUUGAGGAGCUUAAAUUGAGCCAAGGAGACGUGGAUCACGCCCUCGACUCUCAGAUCGACGAAGUCCUUCACGGAACGGUGGCCAAGAUCAACGACAUUAUCGACUCUGUGCUGCAAAGUGGUGUUCAACGUGUAGAUGAUGCCUUGUACGAACUGGAAUCUUCGAACCAGGCCGGUAAUCAGAGCGCUACCCCAGCCUACGUGCUCUCCCAAGUCGAAAAGGCUUCUGCCUCUGCUACAGAGUUCUCCACCGCUUUCAACAACUUCAUCGCCGACGGACCGAAUAGUUCACACGCCGAGAUUAUUCGCACAGUUUCAAUAUUCUCUGGCUCGAUUGCCGACGUGUUGAGCAACACUAAGGGUCUCACGCGUUUCGCCACCGAUGACAAGAACUCUGACCAGCUGAUCAACGCUGCCCGCAAGCCUGCCCAGGCCACAAUCCGAUUCCUCCGUGGCCUGCAAUCAUUCCGCCUGGAAGGUCUUGAGCCCUUGCAAAAGACCGACGUCGUGAUCAACAACAAUCUCGAAGUCCAACGCGACCUCCAGACCCUCUCCAAGUUCGUCGACACUUUCGCCCCCAAGGGCAGCAAGAUCAGCACCUCCGGCGACCUGGGAAAUCUCGUCGACCAAGAACUCGAAAAGGCCGCCAAUGCUAUUGAUGCUGCUGUCGAGCGCCUAGCCAGACUCCGCAAGAAGCCUCGCGAUGGCUUCACCACCUACGAACUCCGCGUCAACGACACCAUCCUCGAAGCCGCUCUAGCAAUCACCAACGCAAUCGCCGAACUCAUCAAAGCUGCCACUGAAUCUCAACAAGAAAUCGUCCGCGAAGGCCGCGGCUCCUCAUCUCGAACAGCAUUCUACAAGAAGAACAACCGCUGGACCGAAGGCUUGAUCUCAGCCGCCAAGGCAGUCGCCACCUCGACAAACCGCCUGAUUGAAACCGCCGACGGCGUCAUCUCAGGCCGCAACUCCCCUGAACAGCUCAUCGUGGCCAGUAACGAUGUGGCCGCCAGCACUGCGCAAUUGGUCGCCGCAUCGCGCGUGAAAGCGACAUUCAUGAGUAGGACACAAGAACGUCUCGAGACAGCCAGCAAAGCCGUCGGCGCAGCUUGCAGAAGUCUCGUGCGCCAGGUCCAGGCUAUAAUCGCAGAGAAGAAUAAGGACGAAGGUGAAUCAGUCGACUACUCCAAGUUGAGUGGCCAUGAGUUCAAAGUUCGCGAGAUGGAGCAGCAGGUCGAAAUCCUUCAACUCGAAAACGCACUCUCGCGCGCAAGGACGAGACUGGGAGAAAUGCGCAAGAUUUCUUAUCAGGAGGAGUAA
Messenger RNA from Talaromyces marneffei, 3135 nucleotides. RefSeq lists its product as uncharacterized. The record is from RefSeq and is a predicted model, not a curated record. Bases 1 to 3135 code for a protein of 1044 amino acids. Gene Ontology annotation, cellular component: actin cortical patch; clathrin-coated vesicle. The transcript has 12 exons. Lineage: Eukaryota; Fungi; Ascomycota; Eurotiomycetes; Eurotiales; Trichocomaceae. Gene Ontology annotation, molecular function: clathrin-cargo adaptor activity; clathrin light chain binding; actin filament binding. Gene Ontology annotation, biological process: endocytosis; clathrin coat assembly; actin filament organization.